AACAAAAUGGGUGCUGAAAAAGGUCAUCCGUGAUCAUGGGUCUGUGCACUGGCAUUGCUGAUGGUGCUGGGUGUGGUGAAAGCAUACCAGUUUAGAAACACAGGCACGCUUUAUGCUACAGUUGACCCCAAGAACGAGUAUUAUUAUGAAUAUGACCAGAUUAUUAACAAAUGAUAUCUGAGUAAUGGGACUGUUGUUGCCAGUAAUAAAUUAGACUCUGGAUUGAGAUUUACAGCUGUAGCUGUAGUACCUAGUGCCGAGUAUCUCUUAUUUGCAGCAGGCCCUGGAGUCUUAGGAGAAACAUUAGCUUCUGGGGUUGGUAUAUUCAGGACCAAUUCUAGUAAUUUUUCUGAAUAUUCAUCUUUAAAAAUGAACUUUCAUGAUGGCUCAUCAGAGCUUUCUCCAAGGUACGAAAGAAUAACUUUCUUUAACACAAAAAGCAACUCGAGUUUGAGAGCAGACUCAUAUGAAUUUAUGAUGGGUGGUAGAACCAACUAUGAUAAUGAUGCUUCCAAAGACACAUUCCUGUUGUAUUCUGGAGUUUUUCAUUGCAAGAAUACUACUAUCUCUAUCCAAAAAUUUUACAAAUUUGACCAAGGAAUUCCAACAGUGUACAAUCCUUCAACUAUCUCUCUAGAUGCUUAUAGUGAGAGUGGACUCUUAGCUAUUCUAGAAGACCCUAAUGAUAGCAGUAGUGCAGCAGCUCUUCUUAAGUUUAGAGGAGACACAGGCGGGAACAUAUACUAUGAGGUUGAUCUCCUGUCAUUUAAGAGAGAUUUUUCACAAAUUAAUUGGAUGAAGCGUUACCAAAAUAACUUUCAGGCUGAAGCUUUUGUCAAUGAAAAUUUGUAUCUCUUGCUAACGAUUGACUCUAAGAUAUACCUUCAAGUAAUGAACAUCACCACUGGGAGCGUGGCUACUAAGAUUCAUUACACCAUUGGCAGUAGUGAAGUGAUGUAUUAUCCUCAGAUAGGGAUCUCAACUAGGUUUAAUAAACUUUUUGUAGUUCAUAAGGUAUCCCAAUUAGCCCCUACGCUCACUGAGAUUGGAGAUAUGAGGAUUUCUAUUUUUAGCAUGACUGAUUUAUCUCUUAUGACUGAGAGCUUUACAUUUUCUAAAAACGCAACUCCAUACCAUAUGGAGAUUUCCCAAAUAAAUGAUAAAGAAUUAGUACUAAUAAAAGGAUCCCUUGAUGAUCUGACCGGAGAAGAUAUGAAAUUUACACUAGGUGUUUAUCCUCAGACCAGAACUCAAGACUUUGGAACCUGAACCACCUCGAGUGAGAUGACACUUACAGUAGCAACUGAUGAUACUAGUUCAUUUACUGUUGUAGAAAGUUCUUUAUCAGGACUCUUUACAGAUAUUCAAAUUAGCAUGAGGCUGAAUACAAGCUCUAUCACAUACACUACUGCUCCAUCCUUAGUUUCAACUCCAGACUGCUCCGUUGUAAAUAUUGUUGAGAAAGAGGUUGUUCAGAAUAUCACAACCUAUCGAAGCCAAAACUACACUCUAGUCACAGUCUCGUCAACGACUCUUUCUUCAGGAGGAGACGUUCAAUACACCAUGAUCACACCUUCAAGUUCUUUGGUAAAUUACACAGUGGGUAAUGGAAAAGUGACGUUUAAUAUUUCCCAAGAAUAUGACUUAGACCAGAAGUUCCAGUUCGAGUACUAUGCCAAGCACAACUCGAGUCUGUUCACAUUGAACAACUAUACUGUGAGUGUCUCCUGCCGGGAAGAGUGAGAGUACUGUGAUAAUUCAGAGAAUUGCACAGUGUGCAACACUCAGAAUCUAGGAUUCUGAGAACAUAUUACCAAAAGUGAUAGGAUCUUGGCAAACAUCUUCUCAAUAACAAUGAAGAUCAUAGCGACCAUUCUCAUCUUCAGAUCAGCCCUAAGACUAAGAAUAGACCAUGCAUUAUGGAUGGUAAUCGGUAUGAUCCAAUUGCUAAGAGGAAUGACCUUAAUGAAUAUUAAAACAGGGUUACUCUUACGGGACUUUCUUAAUGAGUACCUUGGCGGAUUUAUCACUCAAAUUGAUAUAAAUAUCCUUCCCAAAUUGUUGUUUAAGUCAACCACCACUGCUGAUAGGAAGUAUAGACUUUUUGGUCUUGAAUCGUACAUGUUCAUCCAUUACUUCUUCACUACAAUGAUUGUGCUAAUCAUAGUAAUGUUCAUGCUCACGUUUGCACUGGCAAUUCUAGAGUGCAUGAAAGAGUCAAAAACACGGAUUAAAUUGAUGAUAGCAGUCGCCACCUACCUCUCAUUUAACCUUUGGAUAAGAGGUUUUGCACAUUUCAACAUGACUUUGAUCCUGGCUGCAUUUUUGGAAAUUAAAAACACCAUUGAUAAUCCUAUAAGCGUCCUCUCAAUCUGCUCGAAGAUUCUUAUAGGGGUGUGGCUGAUUAUUAUGAUCAUGAUUUAUUUCUACAUGGUAAAGAUUUUUACUAAGAAAAACAGAACUCAAACAAAGUACCCGCUGAAGAUCCUUGAACUGUAUGAACCUCUACGACCAAAAGCUUUAGGAGUGAUCCUCUACAACAUGAUCUUUAUUGUCAAAAGAAUAGCAAUAGUGAUUAGUGCAGUGGAACUAGAUUCACACAGUGGUAGCACCCAGGUCUAUUUCGUGCUGUUGAUUUUCUUCCUUUCUGGAAUUUUCAGUAUAUUCUGCAUCAGAUUCAGAAGCUCAGUUACAAGUCUUAUUUUCUACAUCACUGAAAUAGUCCCUUUCAUUGGUUUCCUUCUCCUCCUAUGGUAUGAGAACAAGAGCAGCUUUGAUCCAGGGAUGGGGUUUGUUCAGCCUGAAAGCAUUAUUGAUAAGAUAUAAUCAUAUCUUUCAUUUUUACAAGUAUGUUGGCUAUCCUAGCAGCUGUUGCAGGUGAAGGAUACCUAAAACUUUACUACUUGAAGAAGGCAAAGAACCUGAAGGCUCUAGAAGCCAAAAAUGCCAACCAGCCAAUUGAGCUCAACAGGCCUAAUAAUGAGGUAAACUUCUUCAUGGAUUCCCAAUGGUUAAGUCCUAGCUUAGAAUAAUUUCAUAAUCCUCUUCGGUGGUCGAUGUAGACUAUAGAGAUGGAAAAGAUUCACGAUUUUAAAAAAGAAGUUGAGGAAAACAACAAGAAAAGGAGCAUUGAGAAAGUCAAGAAUAAGAAUAGUGUUGAAAUGUCAAAACAAAAGAAAAGUAAAAAGAAGACCAAGAGCAAGAAGAAAUCAAAGAUAAUAAAGAGUGAGAAGAGUGCAAAGAAGGCAAAAAGCAAGAAAGAUACUGAAAACCUCAAGCAAAGAAGAAGCUCUGAGAAAUCUAAGAAAAGAAGAGGUACUGAGAAAACCAAACAUGGGUCAGAAAUCUCAGAGAGUACAUUUACAGCUGCCCAAAAAAGCUUUAUUAACUCCUUACCUCAAAUUUCCAAAUCUGGCAA
Moneuplotes crassus is the source of this 3418-nucleotide messenger RNA. Lineage: Eukaryota; Ciliophora; Spirotrichea; Euplotida; Euplotidae. The record is from the annotation of a GenBank genome assembly.